GGGACGAGUCCUGCAGGCGCAAGCUCAGUUUUACUCUCCCAGUCUCCAGAAGUCUAGUCGAGAAAGGCGAGGAAGCCGCGGGCAGGAGCCGAGCCGAGCCGAGCCGAGCCGAGCCGAGCUGGGACUGGACGCUCUGCGAUGGGACUGCUCCUUCGCCUUCUGCGCCCGGGGCUGGGUUCGUGUGUUCCCCGAUUAUUGGCAAAUAGACUUGGGACCCUUUCAACAGUUAAAGUAACAAGUCAUUCCAAUGAUGCUCAGCCAGAAGAACCCACAAAGCCUAUUGGUCGUUAUCCUGUUCCUUAUAAAAAGGAACUACCUUUUGAUAUAGUGGAGCUUAUGGAAGAGGUGGAAAAAAAGACUGGAUUUCUACCCAAUGUCUUUAAGGCUUUAGCACAUCGACCAGGGGAAUUCAGAGCAUUUUUUGCUUACUAUAAUGCCAUUAUCAACAAAGAAACAGGACAUCUCAGUAAGGCUGAUAAAGAACUCAUCAUUGUAGCUACAAGUGCUAGUAAUAGGUGCCCCUACUGUGUAAUUGCCCAUAGUGCUCUACACAGAAUAUAUUCCAAAAAUGCUGUUCUUGCUGAUCAGGUCAUUGUUAAUUGGAGAAAGGCUGACUUAUCACCUCGAGAGUUAGCUAUGCUAGAAUUUGCUCUUGCUGUCAGUCGUGCUGAAGACAUAACAGAAGAACAUUUUAAAAAGCUGGAAUUGCAGGGUUUUGAUCGAGAAGAUGCCUGGGACAUAGCUUCUAUUUCUGCUUUCUUUUGCAUGUCUAACCGUAUUUCUCAUUUUAUUGACCUGAUGCCCAACAAAGAAUUUUAUUCAUUGGGUAGAAAAAAUGAUCAAGAUAUGUAAGAGCAUAUCCACCACAGAGGCACAAUAAAAUGUGUAUAUUUAUUUUAUUUGUAGGAGUUACAGUAUGCCUAUUAAUAAAAUUUCCCCUAAUAUUUAGUUUAUACACACAAUGGGAAAUAAACUAAUUUACUGUUCUA
This is a messenger RNA of Vombatus ursinus (common wombat), 989 nucleotides long. RefSeq lists its product as uncharacterized. Bases 139 to 852 code for a protein of 237 amino acids. The transcript has 5 exons. Gene Ontology annotation, molecular function: peroxiredoxin activity. NCBI's taxonomy places the organism in Eukaryota, Metazoa, Chordata, Mammalia, Diprotodontia, Vombatidae. The record is from RefSeq and is a predicted model, not a curated record.